Trypanosoma conorhini is the source of this 2619-nucleotide messenger RNA. Its product is annotated as trans-sialidase. NCBI's taxonomy places the organism in Eukaryota, Euglenozoa, Kinetoplastea, Trypanosomatida, Trypanosomatidae. Gene Ontology annotation, biological process: ganglioside catabolic process; oligosaccharide catabolic process. Gene Ontology annotation, cellular component: intracellular membrane-bounded organelle; membrane; cytoplasm. The record is from RefSeq and is a predicted model, not a curated record. Gene Ontology annotation, molecular function: exo-alpha-sialidase activity. The transcript has a single exon. The annotation marks the transcript as partial.
AUGCCGCGGCACCUGUUUUCCUCUGCGAUGCUGUUCCUCCUUCUUUGCGUGCUGUCGGCGUGCAUAAGCAGCCAAGCUGCUGAGGUUGCCUCGCUGAGUGAGCCAGCCGGUUCUUUUUUUUGCUGGAAGGAAGUCUCGGCUGAGGAGGGAACGAUUGACUCGCUGCGCGCUCCCGUCCUUCUACAAGUGAGUGGGGAACCGUUUCUCAUCGCUGAGGCGCACUGCACGAAAGACAAUACCGACACCGUUAGGGCCAUCGUGUCGCAACUCAUCACGGCAAGUGAUGGCGCUGCGGGGGAAGCGUUGAAGGGUGCAAGCGUGGGGAAGCCGCAGGUUUUGGACAAAUGCGCUGCAGCGGAGAAGAAAAUAGAUGUGAGCCGACCAACUGCGGUUGCGAAGGGCAAUGAUAUUUACAUGCUGCUGGGAAACCACGGCGGUGCACUGCCUGAGGCUGGCGCGAAUAACACGGGGCUUUUGCUGGUGAAGGGAAGCGUCAGCGGUGAGAAAAAAAUUGAGUGGAGUGCAAACUUUUUACUGAGCCGCACUGCUGCAAUUGAGGAACACAAGUCCGUGUCGCGGCUGAUUGGCGGCGGUGGGGGCGGUGUUUUAACGGCGGACGGCACGCUUGUCUUCCCGGUGCAGGCCACAAAGAGAAAGACGGGGGGGACCACUGAAAAGACCGUCUCGCUGGUCUUGUACUCCAGCGACCCUGAGACGGGGACUUGGCGGCUGUCGAAGGGGAUGUCGGCGGAGGGCUGCGGUAGUCCCUCCGUCGUGGCGUGGGAGGGCAACAAACUUUUGAUGAUGGCCGCGUGCGAGGACGGCCGCCGCCGAGUGUACGAGUCGGAUGAUAAAGGGGAGACGUGGACGGAGGCGCUCGGGACGCUCUCGCGCGUGUGGGGCGGCGCACCUGCUGGCGCCGGGCCCGACGUUCGAAGUGGGUUCAUCACUGCGACGAUAGGGGGCAGUGGUGAGGGCAGGAGGGUGCUGCUCGUCACCCUGCCGGUGUAUUCGGGGGACGGCGGAAAUGGCCGACUCCACCUUUGGCUCACCGAUACCGCCCACGUUGUCGAUGCUGGACCGAUAGCCACCGCGGGCGACGAAGAUGAUUCUGCCGCCGCCGUCGCUGCCAGUGCGCUGCUGCUGAAAGGUGGCACGGAGUUGAUUGCAGUGUACGAGAAGCGGAAGAGUGAGGAAGCGCAAGCAGCCAGGCUUUUUGCGGCGCAACUCACUGCGCAGCUGGAGCGAGUAAAGGAGGUGGUGGAAACUUGGAAGGCGGUGGACGCACGUGUCGGGCGGCUGUGCCCUUCCUCAGCGGCUGCUGCGAGUGGCGGGGCGUGCGGCCUUUUUGUGCCCACGGCCGGGCUGGUUGGGUAUUUGGCUGGCACCGUCACUGGGACUGCGUGGGUGGACGAGUACCUCGGCGUGAACGCGACUGUGACGGGCACUGUGGAGGUUACUGCCAGCGGCGUGACGUUCAAAGGCCGUGGCUCAUGGGCCGAGUGGCCCGUGGCCAAAGGGGGGCAGGUGCAGCCGUACCAUUUCGCAAACUACAACUUCACCCUUGCGGCGACGGUGACGAUCCACGCGGCGCCGAAGGGAGGCAGCAUUCCUUUCUUGGGAUUGAGUAUGAGUGCCAAAGGCGGUGCCACGGCGCGCUGGGGCCUGUCCUACAACCAUGACGAUGAGCCGGGUGAGUUGUGCGGGGACGCAGCGGGCGGCCCAGACACCGGCACGUGCGAGACAAACAAAAAAUACAACGUGGCCAUUGUGCGCCAGGGCGGCAGCCAGGGAUUUAUGUACAUUGACGGCGUGCCUGUUGGAGGCUCGCAGCCGGAGCAGCGGUGCGGAACGCAGCCGUGCACGAUCUCGCACUUCUACAUUGGCGGGGACGGCGGCGGCGCGGCAGAUGCAGCGGGCCAAGACAGCCGUGUGACGGUGACGAACGUCCUGCUGUACAACCGCCCGCUGGAUGCAGAUGAGAUCGGCGCCCUUCACAAUAAAACCGUCCCCGCCGCAAUGCAGAAAGAACCGACACUACAGCCGGAGGUUCCUGCUCCAAGCGAAGAAGAGCCCAGUAAAUGUGCGGGGGCCACUUUGCCUGCGACGCAACUUGAGUCGGAAGCUGCACACUUGAGUUUUCCUGGCAACACGGCGCCAACGGGACACGGGUCCUCGCUGGGGCAGACUCCGGACAUGAGCAAGGAGGGCGGCAAGGGCGCUCCGCCAAGGCCCGCAGCGGCUGCUUCAUCGACAGUCAGCGCCAACGUCUCCAAGGAGAAGUCAGAUCCUCCUGCCGUUGAAGGAGCCAGGCAACCUCAGCCGAGGGAAUUGGCUGCCUCUGCCGAAGAGGAGACAGUGGCGCACACGGGCAGCGUGAGUUCUGCUGAGAACGAGGCGACGACAUCGAAGGAGGCGGCUCCCGUCUCUCAAGGCCAAGGCGGUGUGUCGUCGUCGGACGCAGCCGCUCCCGCUGGGGCGGCACAGGAGGGGAGCCGCGCAGGAGCAACGGAUGCAGGUGGCGCUGCUGUUCACGGCGGUGCGGCAAGGACGGCGGUGAGGCCGCACCGUCAAGCCUGUAGGCGCCGUGGCAGCAAAGGAUGCGGCAUCCGUCCCCGC